Molecule: messenger RNA, 849 nt
Organism: Stegodyphus dumicola
Lineage: Eukaryota; Metazoa; Arthropoda; Arachnida; Araneae; Eresidae
Gene: Elp6
Product: Elongator complex protein 6
Biological process (GO): tRNA wobble uridine modification
Cellular component (GO): elongator holoenzyme complex
Source: RefSeq, a predicted model, not a curated record
GCACCUUCCAGUUCUUCCCUCUGGGCAGAACGACUUUGCGAGUGCAAAGCAAGAAAUCUGUUUACUUUUGUCUAACUCGGAAGCGUGUGUAUUGAAUUUACUUGUUUAUGAAAUACCUGUUGGCAGUUUUCAACGUGGUUAUAGUGCUGUUUAUGCUGUCUUGUUUAAUUAGGGGAAAAAAAGAUGACCUUCAAUAUUUCUAAUAGUUUAGAUUUGGCGAGUGGUUCUAAAAAGAGACAGUUUGUGUUAGUAACAAGAGAUGCUUUCACCGAUAGUACUUUUGUUUUCGCUGAUAUUCUUUCUUGUUACUCAAAACAAAAUUAUUCUUUCAUUAUUGUUAAUUUAUCACAAUCAUAUAACCAUUAUAAUCACGUGCUUCUAAAAUCAGGAGUAAAUGUCAGAUCAUUGAAUGAUCAACAGAGAAUAAAAUUUGUAAGUGUACUGUCUGAUGCAGAAAAACUAGAUGAAAAUGAUAGUCAGCGUUUAUUAAGCCCACACCUUGACUGUAGUAAUGUUAAUUGUCUAAAGCAUCUCUAUUGUUCGAUUCAAGAAGCAACUGAGGUAAUUACUUCAACUCAUGAACAAAAUGGUUUCAUCAUAUUUGUGGAUGAUAUUAAUGUGCUUUUGAAUUUGGGUGUACCUGUUCACUGUAUUCAGUUGUUCGUUUUGUACCUUUAUUCUUUGUGUAUGAAUGAAACGAGCCAUCCCGGUGUGCUCUUUAUGGGUGCUGUUAAUGAUGACUGCCAGGAAAAAUGUGUGAAAUUCCUAAAUUAUAUAUCAUAUUUGGUAGACGUUAAAAUUCAAGUUGAAUGUCUGGAAACUGGAUGCAGCAAGGAAACAGAUGGAAAG